CUCCUCCUUUCUUCUCUUCCCAAAUCACCAAUCAGCAACCACCCUUCAAGCCACAUCCUCCACCCCCCCGGUCCUGCCUCCCGUCUUUCGAAACACUUCCACUCCCAAACGAAUAUUCUUACAAAAAAAUGGCUUCUUUUCUCUCUUUUCCUCUCCUUCUCGCUAACCCCACUUCCCACUCCACCCUUGGAAGAAGAGAUUUUGCAUUGCCAGCUUCAUUGACUGAUGAUGGUGGUAAUAAUUCUUCUCAGCAAUCAACGAAAUUGGUCACCUUUUUGGGCAAAGGUGGGUCCGGCAAGACCACUUCUGCGGUAUUCGCCGCUCAGCAUUAUGCAUUGGCUGGACUCAGCACAUGCUUGGUGAUACAUAAUCAAGACCCAUCUGCCGAUUAUCUUUUGAACUGUAAGAUUGGAAGUUCUCCUGUCAUAUGCAACAAUAACCUUUCGGCUGUUAGGUUGGAAACCUCUAAAAUACUUCUUGAACCUCUCAAUCGGCUCAAGCGAGCAGAUGCCCAUCUUAAUAUGACACAAGGAGUUCUUGAAGGGAUUGUGGGAGAAGAGCUUGGGGUACUUCCUGGGAUGGACACUAUUUUUUCAGUAUUUGCACUUGGUAGGCUUGUUGGAUUAUUAAGUAAUGUGGCUCAAGAAAACCACAGAAAAGAGAAUUUUGAUGUGAUUAUAUAUGAUGGAAUCAGUACUGAGGAAACCCUACGGAUAAUAGGUGCAACCAGUAAAGCAAGAUUGUAUUUAAAGUAUCUACGCAACUUGGCUGAAAAGACUGAUCUUGGAAGAGUGGCUGGUCCUUCACUUGUGAGACUUGUGGAUGAAGCCAUGAGUAUCAGCGGCAGCAGGUCCUAUCUGAAUGGGAAAAUGAGUGCAGAAGUAUGGGACACUCUGGAACAAAUGUUGGAGAGAGGAUCCUCUUUCUUCUCAGAACCACAUAAAUUCGGCUGCUUCCUUGUUAUGCAUCCGAACAGUCCAAUCUCUGUUAAUUCUGCAUUACGUUAUUGGGGCUGUACAAUCCAAGCUGGUGCACAAGUUUCUGGUGCAUUUGGUAUUGAUUCUCCAAACUUGAAUGAAGAGUUGGUGGAACAAGUCAAGAGAACUUUUUCACCCUUGCCUUUUGCUUUUACUCCACAAAUCCAGGUCGAUUCCCCUCUAGACUGGAACGAGGUCAUGCUCAACACUGUUGGUAAAGAUGCAAGGAAUCUUCUCUCUCUACCACCAAGCCACACCAGUGAUAUGUCAUCAGUAAAAUUUGAUCCAGCGAAAAAAUCUGUAACCCUUCUGAUGCCUGGUUUUGAAAAGUCUGAGAUCAAGCUAUACCAAUAUCGGGGAGGAUCUGAGUUACUGGUGGAAGCAGGUGAUCAAAGACGUGUCAUUCUUUUGCCUCCAGAUCUUCAAGGAAAGGUGGGUGGUGCCAAGUUCAUGAAUAGAAGUCUUGUAAUCACAAUGCGGUAGUGGAAUUACAAUUAAAUUUUAUUCUUUUUUGCAUUGGAUGUCUUUCUGAGGGAAAGAUCCAUGCGUGAUAAUUAUGACUUUUGAUUUUCGGGGGGGCAUAUAUAAUGUUUUGGAAUCAUGCUCCUGAUGAAUAUGUGUACAACUUCAGUUAAUCUAGGAUCAUACAAAAGUAUCUUUCCUCCAGCCAGCUGCUGGCAAAAUUCAUGUCGUCAUUCGAUUGUCCCAGGAUCUUUGAGGUCUAUACCUCACCGGGAAGUCAUUAAAUGCAAUAUAUAUCAUGUCCCAAGUAAAACUCUCAACUGCUCCAGCUACAUCUCUUAUUCACAAUAUAUGGUACUAUCUAUCCAUAUCUUGAAUCCCAACCCAAGAGGGGUUGGACCGACAGGUGCAUGAGAAGACUACUUUCCUACCCUCGGUGGACACAAAUUCCUUCGCAAACUGUAUUGGGGGCAUGAUUUUGACAAAGAAACUAUCUCGAAGAUGUAUUCGGAGAGCAUAUUGAGAGACUCCGAUGAAAUCUUUUGCUAACAAAAGUUGUUUCCCUUCCAGUCCAGUUUCUUCUAAAUAUAAAUAUGUAGCUCAACAAUCUGAUAAAUGAGUUAUACGGAUAUA
Molecule: messenger RNA, 2072 nt
Organism: Juglans regia (Persian walnut)
Lineage: Eukaryota; Viridiplantae; Streptophyta; Magnoliopsida; Fagales; Juglandaceae
Exons: 7
Coding region: 129-1460 (443 amino acids)
Source: RefSeq, a predicted model, not a curated record